Molecule: messenger RNA, 3953 nt
Organism: Anguilla rostrata (American eel)
Lineage: Eukaryota; Metazoa; Chordata; Actinopteri; Anguilliformes; Anguillidae
Product: POZ-, AT hook-, and zinc finger-containing protein 1-like
Exons: 4
Coding region: 129-1328 (399 amino acids)
Biological process (GO): regulation of transcription by RNA polymerase II
Cellular component (GO): nucleoplasm
Molecular function (GO): RNA polymerase II cis-regulatory region sequence-specific DNA binding; DNA-binding transcription repressor activity, RNA polymerase II-specific
Source: RefSeq, a predicted model, not a curated record
UUAGAUCCGCCAGUAAAACCGAGAGAAGAAGAAGAAGCGGUCACGUGCUUCUGGUCGUCUGUGGAGAUUCUCCUGGUGUAGAUUCCCCGCUUGCUGCAGGCAGGUUCUCUUGAAAGAAAGUGCCAGCUAUGGAUCCUUUAUUUUUUAACCAUAGCGUUCCCAAGGACCUAGGUAUUUUCCCAUGUGGAAUUUGUGGGAAGAUAUUUACAGAAGCAGUGCGUUUGCGAAAUCAUGAACCACAGCACGCCGCAUCCAGUGGUCUGCACAGCGGCGGAGUCAACAAUAGCAGGGACAGUUUGGUUGGUGUGGGAGGCUGUACUCCGACAUCUCAUGCCCAGUCAGGACUGCGGGAAAACGGUUUGACUCUGCAUAGUGGCGUGGAUGCCAGUCGCAAGAGAGAAAGUAGGAGACGUCUUGUUGGUUGUGACAUUUGCGGGAAGGUGCUUCGCGGCGUGUGUGACCUGAACAGACACAAGCUAUCUCAUUCCGGUGAGAAGCCAUAUGCUUGUCCUGUUUGUGGCCUGCGGUUUAAGCGCAAGGACAGAAUGUCGUACCAUGUGCGUUCACACGAUGGCGUGGGCAAACCGCACGUCUGUCAAAGCUGCGGGAAGGGCUUCUCCAGACCUGACCACUUGAAUGGACACAUAAAACAGGUCCACACGUCUGAAAGACCCCAUAAGUGCCAGAUCUGCAAUGCAUCCUUUGUCACACGGGACCGUUUGCGCUCUCACUUAGCCUGCCAUGAAGACAAAAUCCCUUGCCAGGUGUGUGGAAAGUUCCUGCGGGCUGCCUACAUGACUGACCACCUCAAGAAACACAGCGAGGGUCCACAUAAUUACUGUGGUAUAUGCAACAAAGAUGGACAGGACGAUUCAGAGAAGUGCCCUCAUCAGGACUCCGAGACCUCUGAUGCCCCAUUUGGGGAACUUUCUGAUGGAGGCGAUCUUAAGUCCCAGCAUAAGGCUGAAGAGGGCAGUAUUGGGGUGUUUGCCUGUAGUGGCAGUGGGGGGCCAUCUGCAGGAGCCAGCAAACUCAAAGUUGACCCUGAGAAGAAGCACCCAUGCACCGACUGUGGCCAGGCUUUUCGCUCCAAGUCCUACCUCAAAAAACAUGUGCAGCGGGUGCACAGUGGCGGAGCUCAGAAAGGGCUGACUGUGACAGGUACCACCUUGGGAGAGCUAGCCCCCUCCCUGGGUUCCCCAUUAUCUCCUCAACAGAACAUGUCAUUACUAGAGUCUUUCGGGUUUCAGAUUGUCCAGUCAGCUUUUGCAUCCUCUCUAGCAGACUCUGAAGCUGGCCACAGUAGCAUGAGUAUGGGCAGCAAGUAAGCAAGGACUGGGUGCAUGCCAUCCUGACAUCUCUCCCAAAACUCCUGUCUGAUGUCCAUAACCUUUCAUUUACUUGUUUAUACCUCUGCCUGCCCCCACUCUAUUAUGUCCUCAUUUCUCAAACCUAUGGCUCAUGGACUGUGUGGCUAUGGAACAUUUUGUGCUAUUUCCAAGCUGGAGAGAAAAAUGUUACAUAGAUACAUUUAUAUAUAUAUAUAUAUAUUUUUUUUUUAAUUUAAAUGUUUGGUUUCAUUUAUAGGGACUAAGUACAGGGUAAAAAAUAAUCCUUCCCAUCCUGAUAAAAUAUACAACAUACAGACAAACAGAGCUACAAUUACACUAACACAUGCAGCCAUGCAACCAAACUAUAUACCCCUAAUCUUUAUGACAUAUGUAUUUGAGUGCAAAAGAGAAGGAGAGAUGGGUCUGUCCUCUGGAAUAAGCUACAUUUCCAUUAGCUUCGUUUUAUGCAGCUUUUCAGUGUCACAGUUUAGGCGACUAGCCCCUUGUGCACAAAAACGUUGACUUCAUAAAGAGAUUAGGGAUAUGGAAACAAUGUUGAAAUGUUCUUUGAAAGUAAUUUGAUAAUGCUUGUUUUGGUGGGUGUUUUCGGCACAAGUAAAAACCAUUGUUUUUGUCAGUCCAAUUCACUUUUAUAUUCUAAUGGAAAUGUAGCAAUUGUUGUAAAUGUUAGAAUUUUAUUGCUCCUGAAUUGAAUGUACAUAUUUUAAGGGCCGUGAAAAUCGUGCCACAAAAUGGGUACACAAUAAGUGUCUAUAUUAACUUGAAGUAAUUAAGCUGUACUUUAAAGUAAGUCUCCACAGAUACAUCCAUCCUGUAAGUCAGGGGUCUUCAAUCUUAUCCAGAAAGGGCCGGUGUGGGUGCAGGCUUUUGUUUCAACCAAGCAGUAACACACCUGAUUCUAUUAAUCAACCCCUUGGAAUCUUUGCUAAGCACCUUGAUUAUUAGAAUCAGGUGUGUAACUGCCCAGUUGGAACAAAAGCCUGCACCCACACCGGCCCUUUCUGGAUAAGAUUGAGAACCCCUGCUGUAAGUGCAUGUCUGUUAUUUAAUGUCGUCUACAAAUAUGGCAAAUGGGGAGGUCUGGAAUUAAAUGGAACCAAGCUAUUUAAUCUGCCCAGAUUGACAUCUGACAUAUUUAGCUGAGUCUAAAUCUUCAAGAACACCAUUAGUUGAAUUGCUAAUGUACUGCCAAGGCUUCAUUCAGAGCUUUGUUCAUUUCGUGUACUGUAUCCUCAAAAAAAAUUCCCAAAUCUUAAAGAGGUGUAAUUAAAACAAAAAGUUGUCUUGCAGAAGGGGUUAAAAACCAGAGAAAUGUAGCCAAAUGGAGAAAGGUAUAUCUGAACUUUCUAAAGUUUGGUCAUGACAUAAUAUUCUUCAUUCAGAUGUACAUAAACUUUAAUUGGUAAUCAGUUCUGAUUUUGCUUAGGGACAAAUUUACAAGCUUCAUUGUUAGAGGCCAUGAAAUGUAUUUGUGAAUCCCCCCUCACCGCCGCCUGCAAUGAGGAUUAAUCAAGAUUUGUUUUGUAAAUGAGUGUAGCAGUGGAAAUGGCUUUCUUAAUCCUACUUUGUGUUAUAGGUCUCCUGAUGACAGUGUGAGAGACAGAUGGUGUAAAUGGUGUGUGUAUAUGCAUUUUUUUGCAGAAUGUAAUUAAUUUAACCAGAUUUAAGAUUUAAGUAGUUUUUAUUUGGCAAAUUACUAUAUUAGGUCUAUACAUUCCUUGUUAAUUUAUGGAAUUAUAAAGUUGUCAUAUUUACACCAACACAUGCACCCACAGUAUUUUAUGUAUAUCACUGUCUAUCAUAUACAUUGUACAUAUACAGAAUUUUUACUCCAUAUCUUCAAAGGAAAGAAGGGAAUUUUUAUUUCGGAACAGAAGGGGUUUAAUUUCCUCCCCUGCCUUCCUCUCUCCUUAUUUUCUUUUUAGUUUUGAUGAUGGGUGUAAAACACUGGAUUUAUAAAUUAUCAUUGUUUGCAAUUUGGUCAGCAACCAGCAGUGAGACUUUUAGGCUAAUAAUGUGUAUCGGCUAAAAUGUAAUUGUUCCCAGCCAGAUCCUGCGUGUGACGUUCAGAUUUUCUCCAUCCACUGAGGUGUUUCAAGGGAUAGAGGCCAUGAAAGUAUUAAAAGGAUAUUGGGGCCCAUGUAUAGCAAUUUGACUGUGGCCAUGUGUCUUUAUUACUUUGGCAUUGGUUUACAGGAAAUUCCAGUGAUUGCAUGAAAUAAAUGUAUGUAGUGAUUCAUUUAGUAUUAUUUUUGUUGCAAUGUGCCUUCCAAAUGCUGAUUACACAGCGCAGUGGAUUAAAAAGUCUGGGGGAAAGACCAGAUUAUCUAAAUUGCAGGACAAAUGUGCUCACUAUUUAAAUAAACACUUUUUGUAUAGAGACAUGCACACAGAACCAAUAUGUACAUUUGGAAAUAUAUAUUAACUUACAGCUGUUUUUUCUCCAAAGGUAGUUCCUUGAUGACAAGUUAGUCUUUUUUGGUAUAUGUUUCAAUACAAGCAUACUUUUUUCUAUAGAUGUUGGUUUUUGUACACUGUUUUUGAGUCUGUAGUCUCUGGCUAUUUGCUGCAGAGAUUAAAUAAAGAUCUGUUCAUCUGAAA